AUGAACUUGCUUCCAAAAACUCGCGAGGAGUUUGGCAAAACAGACUAUUGGAACGAUUUCUUCAAAAAGCGCGGCGAAUUCGAGUGGUAUGGCGAAUACUUGGAGCUCUGCGAUCACAUUCAUAAAUAUGUAAAGCCUGCAGACAAGGUCCUGAUGUUGGGCUGCGGCAAUUCCAAACUAUCAAUGGACAUGUAUGACGCCGGCUUUUGCGAUAUUACCAAUAUUGAUAUCUCACCUGUUGCUGUCAAAAAGAUGCUCGAAGUUAAUAUGCGCAAGCGCGCUGACAUGAAAUUCUUGCAAAUGGAUGCGACGGCCAUGACCUUUGAGGAUGAGACAUUUUCUGUCGAGCUGGACAAGGGGACACUGGAUGCACUCUUUGUAGACGACUCAGAUGCAACCAAAGCCAUUGUAGAGCGCUACUUUAAAGAGAUUCUACGGACCAUGCGGAAUGGAGGUCGUUAUGUGUGUGUAUCAUUGCUGCAGGAGCACAUUAUAAAAUAUCUGGUCGAGUACUUACCACAACAUGGUUGCAUGCUACGCAUUGUACACUGCUCUGAUUUGGAUAGGGUGCACAAAAAUAAAAACGGCGACGAUGCCUUAACAAUGCCGGUUUUUAUAGUGGUUGCAACGAAAUUUAAAAGUCACAGCCUUCCCAUGCAGAUUCUAGAAUUUAGUCUUGACAAUGACAAAAUGCAACGUCUUGGAAGCGCCUCUGAGCUUAUCAGUGCUGUCGAUUCAGUUCAAAAAGUUGCUUUGGUUUGCAAUGGCCUUGUGCGCUCAAACAUUGCGGGUCACAACGAGGUAACGAUGGACUUGCACAGACCCUCUGAGGAGACACCCCGCUACACCCUGCACAUAUUAGAUCAACCGCCAGCCCGUGGAUUGGGCAAAUAUGCAGCUUUUAUAGUUCCACAAGGGCGAGAAAUCGAAUGGUUUUUUGCCACACCCGCCGGACGCAAGAAACUUCAAGCUUCAGCGAAGUUUCAACGCUUGGCAGUUGUUACACUACAUCGUGAUCAGAUAUACAGCUCGUUGGAUGAGGUGAAAAAGGAGCUAGCCGAAAGCAUACGACAUUUGGCGCCAGCAGGACUGGUCGAACAAAUACCAUAUUUAUCGUUAGGAGCCGAUGUGGGCAAACGUGAGACGUUGAUUAGUGGCUUCUCUAACAUAUCUGGCGAUUUUCGCAUCGAGGAAGUGGAGUCCAAUGGCAAAACCCUUCGUCGUUUAAUAUUUCUCAACAAUCAAUUUGUGGUGCAGUCCGAGGCGUUGGUCAAAACAGUUACGCUCAAAAGUAAAAAGGAGCGGAAGAAGAUUGAUUUUGGAUAUUUGGCCUGCCAGCAUCACGUUUUCAUGUCUGUUGGCGUGCAGUUGGCUACCACGUUAAGAAACCCAAAGAAAGAUAUGCAGAAAGAUGUUUUGGUGAUUGGAUUGGGUGGCGGUGGCUUGUGCAGUUUUUUACAUGCGGCAUUACCGCAAACACGCAUUACUGCUGUUGAAAUCGAUCCUAUCAUGCUAGAGGUUGCUGAACAAUAUUUCGAUCUAAAGCAAGAUAAACGCCUUCAUGUCGUUAUAGAUGAUGGUUUGGAGUUUGUGAAGCGUUGUUGCGAUGAAGACAUUCACUUCGAUGCUGUUCUGUUUGACGUUGACAGCAAGGAUCUAUCCCUUGGCAUGAGCUGUCCGCCGAAAAGUUUUAUAGCCGAUAAUAUAUUGCAGCACAUUUCACAGAUUAUUGGACCAAGGGGUUUAUUCAUGCUAAAUCUUGUGUGUCGAGAUGAAAAUUUGCGUACAGAGGCGCUGAAGAAUAUUAAGGAAGUGUUCUCAGCAGUUUGUUGUUAUAAGCUGGAUGAGGACAUCAAUGAGAUUGUCUACUGUGCAAACGACGAAAGGUGCAAAACCAUCGAUCAGUGGAAAAAACAAAUGGGCACUGCUGGUCGUGGUCUAAACGCUGUUAUCAAAGAACACAAACUCGCCACAGAAGAUGUGCUGGAAGUAGCCGACUUUUUGGGCGAAUUAAAAAUUUAGUAUGUAAUACUCAGUUGUAUAUUGAACAGUUAAAUAAUAAAAACGGACGACAUAAGAGUGUGUAUGAUAGUCA
This is a messenger RNA of Scaptodrosophila lebanonensis, 2095 nucleotides long. Its product is annotated as eEF1A lysine and N-terminal methyltransferase homolog. The coding region runs from base 1 to 2022 and encodes 673 amino acids. The record is from RefSeq and is a predicted model, not a curated record. NCBI's taxonomy places the organism in Eukaryota, Metazoa, Arthropoda, Insecta, Diptera, Drosophilidae. The transcript is spliced from 9 exons.